UCAAUUUGACACCAGUCACGUGAGUGCAAAAAAACAACAACACAUUUCAUUUUUAAAACAAACAACACAUAAGCCAUUUGGCUCUUUUUUAAAACGACUUUUUCAUACUUUUUGCAAAAAAACAACAAGACAUAAGCCAUUUGGCUCUUUUUUAAAACGACUUUUUCAUACUUUUUGCGCAGAAAUGUCACAGGUGUGCCCAGCAGGGGCCGCAGAAAGACUCUCAAUUGACUGAUAACACGGACGUGGACAAAUGAGACAACAAUGGACAAAGAGGAAAUACGAAGCCUGAAGAUUUUGCGUCCUCGAUAUGGCACGUCAGUGAUGUUGUCCUGUGCCGUUGCAGUGGUCGUCUCCCGACCCACAGGUGGCUGGAGGGUUCCAUCCUCGGCCAUUGUGGACCACCGCUUGCUUGUGACGCUGCGUCAACAGGAAGCACGUCGAGGGCCUUGACAGCUGCUACGCAACUCAGCGGCCCUUUGUGUGGAAAUGUGUGUGUGUCUUGUGGAUAUCACUCGGCGUGUUUAUGUGUGUGUGGAGAGAGCGAGCGCAAGGGAGGGGUGGAGAGAGAGAGAGAGCGAGCGAGCGGGUGAGUGGCACUCAGUCGUGAGAGGGGCAGACGAGAGAAGGGGGUCCCCAGGAAUCCCUGGAAAUGCUGCUUGCCUCCCGGGAGUGAGCGUUCCGAGGCGCGUUCAUGCCGCACCGAGGAGGCGCCAAGUAGUUUGCACGCACGCAAGAAGCCGCCACAAUGUGAUUUUUUUUCUUUUUCUUUUUCCUUCUUCUUCUCCCUGGCCGUCGUGUUUUUGCAGACAUCUGCCGAUCGGGGCUGCGGUGUUGCACCAGCUGACUCUGUCAUCGAAUAGACUCUGCGGCGGGCGAGAAAUCAUGCAGCGCUGAAGUGGCAGCCCCGGAGGGAGGGAGGUAAGGCGGGAGAGCAUCCAAAGGAGGAUUUUUCGCCGCGCCGCGCCGGGGCUGCAUGAGGAUCGUGGCCCGGCGCUCGGCUCGCUCCCCUCGACGCAGAGAUGCCGGUGCGCGCUGUGACCACCAGGUUCAUGUACAAGGGGCUUUGCACCAUCCCGGAUGUUCUCACCUACCGGACCCCCGUCAUUCUCCCCGAGGAUGAGCUGGAGGAAAUCCGAGAAGCGUUCAAAGUGUUUGACCGCGACGGCAACGGCUUCAUCUCCAAACAGGAGCUGGGCAUGGCCAUGCGUUCCCUGGGCUACAUGCCCAACGAGGUGGAGCUGGAGGUCAUCAUCCAGAGACUGGACAUGGACGGUGACGGUCAGGUGGACUUUGACGAGUUUGUCACCUUGCUGGGUCCCAAACUGUCCGCGGCCGGGAUGCCCAACAAGUUUCACGGAGCGGAUUUCGAUUCUGUCUUUUGGAAGUGCGACAUGCAGAAGCUGACGGUGGACGAGCUCAAGCGUCUCCUGUACGACACCUUCCGGGACCACCUCACCAUGAAGGACAUCGAGAACAUCAUCAUGACCGAAGAAAACCAUCUCAACAGCCCCGAGUCCCACGUGGACAUUGACACGAGCCCAACGCAACAGGAGAAGCACACGUGUGUGCGCAAGAGCCUGAUCUGUGCCUUCGCCAUCGCCUUCAUCAUCAGCGUCAUGCUCAUCGCCGCCAACCAGAUGCUGCGCCGGGGAAUGAAGUAACGCCCGCCCGCCCGUUGAAAUGUUUCAUUUACGCUGGAUGGUUCGGAAUCCAACUGAGCUGAAGCGAUUUAGAAAGCAUUCACGAGCCCGAUCGGAAUUCUCAUCUUCUUUCUCGUCUCGCCAAAGAGACGCGCUGCCGACGUAACUGUGCCGCUUGUCGUAAGGUGCCGCCGCCAUCCGAACAAAAGGAGGCGGGGCCUCACAAGAAAUUUGCAGCAAACUGUGACAUAAUUGCUCUUCCUUGCCAUCGCUUUGAUUUGGAUCGUCGUGAGGGAAGACUGACAAAUAUUGUGUGUGUGUGUGCAAAGUACUACUCAAUUCAAAAAGUGUGCAAUAUCAUCGACGUGGAUUGUAUGCAACGUGUGUGCGUGGAAUUAUGCAACAAUGCGCGAGUCAACUUUGAUGUCGGGAUCGUUUCUCCGUGACGGUCACUUGAAGUCGUCCACACGAAUCAAUUGACAUAUCAUGAGAAAAGUGAGUUCACGUAUGCAUUCCGCUUAUAUUUUCUUACUGGAGAAGGUCAGGCGCUCGCUCCGAGGCGGAUGAUUUUAUAACAAAAAGACCAAAAAAAGAAAAAAAAAAGAAACACAAUUGUUAGCAAAAGCGUAUUUGUGCCGCUAA
Messenger RNA from Syngnathus typhle (broad-nosed pipefish), 2285 nucleotides. It is a transcript of the gene cabp7b, whose product is annotated as calcium binding protein 7b. Lineage: Eukaryota; Metazoa; Chordata; Actinopteri; Syngnathiformes; Syngnathidae. The record is from RefSeq and is a predicted model, not a curated record. The coding region runs from base 1023 to 1664 and encodes 213 amino acids. Gene Ontology annotation, molecular function: calcium ion binding. The transcript has 7 exons.